AAUUAUCGCCUUCACGCUAAUAGUCAGGUUGGUGAUGGUGCCCCUUACGGUCAAACAGAGUCGCCAAAUCAAGUCCAUGAGCGCGCUCCAACCUCUCAUGAAGGAGAUCCAGACAAGCACAAGGGAGACCGGCAGCGAGCGUCCCAGGAGACGAUGAAGCUCUAUCGAGACCGCGGCGUCAAUCCAUUGGGCUGCCUAGGUCCGAUGUUCAUUCAGUUCCCGAUCUGGAUAGGGCUGUACCAGUCGAUCGUGCAUGGUGUAAUUCCCAUCGACAGCAGUUUCCUGUGGUUGGACCUUGCGCGACCCGACCCGACUCCGUUCGUCAUGCCGGUUCUCGUUGGUGUUUCGAUGUGGGUCAUGCAGAAGAUGACCACAAUGCCUAGCGCAGAUGAGCGCCAGGCAUCUACUAACAGAAUGAUGCUGUGGAUGAUGCCGGCCAUGUUCGGGUUCUUCACCCUGAAUUUCCCGAGUGGCCUGGCGCUGUACUGGGUAGUGUCGAACGUUGUCGGCCUGGUAAUUCAGGGCUUCGUUACCGGCUGGGACCCCAUCAUAAACCUGUUCAAGUUUGGGCGCGGUCAGUCCGAUGAGUCCGCCGCAGUCUCGGCGCAGUCGGCGUCCGCGCUAGUUCCAACUGUCGAGGAGACAACCGAUGAAGGAGAUAGAGAUAUCGGCCAGAACGGUAGAAGAAGCAAUCGAGCUAGCUCUAAAGGAACUAGACGCAGACCGCAGCGACGUAGAAUAGACGCGUCGUGUCGCGAGUCAGAUCUGGAAUUCUCGGAUAGGCCCUGA
Molecule: messenger RNA, 789 nt
Organism: Geodia barretti
Lineage: Eukaryota; Metazoa; Porifera; Demospongiae; Tetractinellida; Geodiidae
Source: the annotation of a GenBank genome assembly